AUGAGCAAAUUCACAGGAACCAGCAACGAGGACUGUUGCGAAAAGACCUGUGUUCACUUUCCAUGUCCCCACGGCUUCCGGACGAAUGUGGCCUAUGCGAAGAACACGGGCUGGUCCCCUGAAGCGUGCUGCGACCAGACCUGCGAGACCUUCGAAUGCGCUGAAGGCUACAGGGUCACCACGGCCACAGCACAGGGAGUGAACCUGACACAUGACACCUGCUGUUCACCGACCUGUGGACUUCACAAAUGUGGAGUCUUCUGGAGGGCUUCGGAGGACCGGAGCUUUUGGGUCGGAGACUCCGACGCCGUGUGCUGCGAGCCGCGUUGUGCUUUGAUGCAAUGCGGCCUCGGCUGGGCGUUGGAUGACCAGAAGGUCGAUCAGGUGGGCGCCACACGCGAGGAGUGUUGUGCCAAGACCUGUGAGAUCGCCCAGUGCCCACAGGGCUGGCGGAUUCCCGAGAGCAAGGUGAAGAAAAUUGCUCGCAAUGAGAGCGAAUGCUGCCAGCCGACGUGUGAGCAACAUGUUUGCGGCAAGGGCUAUGUGACGGAUGCCACCAAAAGUGAUCUUUUCAUGCCUUCCAACGACCGAUGCUGUCAGAAGAAGUGUGCUGCCUUCGAGUGCCCUGACGGCUGGGUGCGAGAUGAGAGUAAGGGCGAUCUGCUGGCGACCAAUGCCGAAGGCUGUUGCAUCAAGCAAUGUCGUCUCCACGAAUGCGGCGCUGGUUGGCUCACCAACACCUCCAAGAAUGCCCUCCUGGGCUCUACCGAUCCGAUCUGUUGCGAUCAGACCUGCGCUGCCUUCGCGUGCGCCCCCAACACGACGAAUCGUCCGGACGUGGCGAACAGCACCAACAUUAGCUGCUCGGUGAGAAGAGGAACAGUGACAAGGCUGGCCGCUGCCUUGUUGGAGCACAGGCCCGUGCUGGGUCUUCGUGCGAAGAAGAAGAGGGACCAGAGAGGCGCGGCAGCAGCGAUGGGUGGCUCGAAGCUUCUCCAGCAAGGCACGUGCGGCGGAGGUGGUGUUGAACAACUCGGGGAGCAAGUGGCGGUGAUCCAAGACCAGCAGAUCCCCAAGGACGAGGCCAUGAAAGCCUUGUCCGGAAAAGGAUUCGAUGUCUCCUGGUCGCUGGCGGAGCCUUCGGAUGCCUGGGCCAUCGUGACGGCCCGGGGGAUGCGGAGGGUGCAGGGGCUGCAGGAGUUCGCGAAUGUCGAAUUUGCCCGCCGCGGUGCGCAUGAUGCGCGACCAGAACGCCCCGGCAAAGAGGCCAUUGGAACCAACCAAUGGACGCCUUUCCCGCUGGAAGCGGCGGUGAAGCCACGCUUGGAGGCUGGUGGAAUGCCCCUGGCCUAUGCGCAUGCCCUCGCCAGCGGGGCGAUGUUUCCCCGCCCUGGUCUUCUUCCAGCCGCCGCCCUCACCCCCGGCCCCGUCCUCGCUGCGCAAACCGCCGCGGGUCUCGCCACCGCUCCUGGCCUAGCGGGUCUCGCCACGCUGGCGGCUGCGGCCUCGAAAGCAGCUCCCGCAGCGGGGCUCACGGCGCCCGCAGUACUCCCCGCAGCGCUCGCCAGCGCCAGCAGCGCGCGGCCGGCGGCGGCCGCGGCGGCGAGUGCGACGCUGCCGGCAGCGUUGAGCGCGGCAUCGGUGCCGCAGAGGGAUCCGCAGGAGGUGAAGCAGGCCUUGAUCCACUAUGGCUGCGUGAUCCCCAAGGAGGCGGGUAUCCGCGACCUGCAAAUGCAGCUGACAGACUUCGAGAUGCAUUUGAAGCGUGCGGAGGCCACCAAGAAGAUCCGCCGGCACUCGGACCAGGCCAUCCUCGCAUGCUACAAGGACGGCUAUUCACCUGGCCACGAGGCUCUUGUGAAGAUGCUCGAGUCUGGUAUUGAUCCCGAUACUCCAUCCACAGGAACGCAGUCGGGCUUCGUGGUGGGAAUGACGCCAAUCCUUGCAGCCGCCUCAUGGGGAAAGGCGACACCCGUGGAGGGUCGUGGGCUUCGCUCGAAGCCCGCGGAGGAACGGUCGAAGGAGCAUUGGAAUCUUGGAAGAGCGACCUUCGAUGCAACGGCGUACCUCAACGACUUCGAUGCGGCGACGGUGGAUGACAUCCGACUUCUCAUCGCGGCGGGUGCCGAUAUGACGGCCAGGUGCUUCACGCCGCUUGGAACGGAGAGGAUCUUCGUGGAACGGUUUUCAACCACCCAAACGGGUGAUGGUGAGAUGGUGACCGAGGACGCGAUCGCCGCGUCCGCCUCGGUGGACACCGGCGGCGUGGAUCGAAUCCAUGCGAUGCUUCGGAUGAUCAUUGAUGCAGAUCCCUCGCCCUUUGGACAUCGAGAAUUGGUGGGUCAAUGCUGGACGCCGGCAGAGUGGGCGAAGCACGAGAAGAAGCGCCACCACUCGGCCUUCUUGUCGAGCUAUGUGGGCGGCGACGAUUUGGUGAUCGAAUCGUCAGGUCGACUGGCUGAAGUGGUGACGAAUCCUGUGACCAAGGAGGUACUGGACAAGCAUCCCAAGUGCAAGCUGGUGGCCGUCUCCUUUACUGGCUUCAACCACGUGGACCUCGAGGCGUGCAAGGAGAGGGGCAUCUCUGUGGUGAACGUGCCCGCCUACUCCACAGACUCCGUGGCGGAGCUCUCGGUGGGCUUGGCUUUGGCAGUCUAUCGGGAGAUCCCGGCCGGAGAGAGGACGCUGCGCGCGGGCGGUUGGGUGCAUUCCUCCGGUGGCAUGGAGAUCCGGGACAAGGUGGUUGGCAUCGUUGGACUUGGAGACAUCGGCUUGAGGACGGCGGAGCUCUUCAAGGCCUUUGGCCCCUCCGAAAUCCUCGGAUGGUCCCGGCGGCCGAAGGCGGCCUUUGAGACGUUGGGGAAGCAAGUGCCCAUCGAGGAGCUCUUUGAAAAGUCCGACAUCGUCUCCUUGCACGUAGCGCUGAAUGCCGAGACCCAGGGCAUCAUCGGCCGGUCCUUGAUGGAACGAUUGUGCGGGUUGCGGGUGCGGCAGAUGGAUGUUCGGCCAGUUUCCGAUGCGUCAGACAGCCUGGAUGUCUUCGCCACGGAGCCCAUUCCCGCGGACGACCCCAUCCUCAAGGUGCCAGCAGACCAGGCUGUGAUGAUCCCUCACGUCGCGUGCGCUCAGUUGGUCGUUCGCCUGUUGCUGGUUGCAACCCUGCUCAGCACUGGAAAGGAGGUGCCACAGGGCUUGGACGUGGAAACCCGAUUGGACCGAAACGGCGUCUACCACAUGGACACCUCGGGGAACAGUGGAUCUACGGUGAUGUUCACGCCCUUGCAAACUUGGGGCACACCCGAUGUGACUCCUGAACUCAUGACCAAGCGGACGGUGACCCUGGACAAGGAGGCCACCAACAUCAAGCUCUUCGCAGAUGGGCCUGACAGCCCCAGAGAACGCGGCGAUAUGAUGCGCGCUUCAUCCAUCGACGAUGCGGCGCACCAGGGGGGGGCCGUGGCUGGACCAGGGCACCCUAUAGCCACGCACGAGGUCCACGCGCGCGGCGGAGGUCGGCAAGAAGUCCGGAGUCCGCCGGCGAUGUCGGUGAAAAUACCGUGCGGUGUGGCGCGGAGCGUGGGCGAUGUGUGGGUGCGGCGCUUCUUCGAAACUGGAUGGGAAGAGGUUGAGACCUUGGGCCGCGGUGCCCGUGGGCCGGUCGUGAGCAUCCGCCGCGCCGAUGGGCGAGGCCCCAUCUCGGCACUGAAGCGAUCCACUCACCAUGAGGUGGAAGCAUUGAAGGCGCUGAGCAAUUGUAGGAACAUUGUGGAACUGGAAGAGAUCUUCCUCUGCAGCGGUCAGGUGUUGGCCCGACUGGAGUGCAUGGAGGGUGGAUCCUUUCGAUCCUACCUACGGGCCCGACCGCCUGGACGGGUGUCUGAGGACGUGGUCCGCUAUGUGGUGGGACAAGUCCUUGAAGGUUUGCAGGACAUGCACCAAAGUGGGUGGAUGCAUCGCGACGUGAAGGCGGAGAACAUUGGCCUGGGCUGUGAGCUCUCCAGUUGGGGCUAUCGCGACUGCACGGUGAAGCUCCUGGACUUCGACGUGGCCGUGGAGGUCGGCUGCGGCGGGCUCUCCGAGGUCAUUGGUACCGUGGAGAACAUGGCGCCGGAGGUCUUUAAGGGCUCCUACAAUGAGCUGGCUGACAUCUGGAGUGUGGGAAUCAUCACCUACGAGGCACUCUAUGGCUACCGGCCUUUCAACGAUGCCAAUGUGGAUCGCAUUGAAGAGAUGGUCCGGAACUGGCAGAGGUACUUGUUGUUUCCCUUUGACGCAGCUGAGCUGCCUGCCCACUUCAUCCGCCUGAUGUUGGCGGAUCCCGAGGAGCGGGCAGCUGCCGGUACGGUGCGACACCACCGGUGGUUGAGACCAGGUCACAUUGAGAGCGAGUUACCUGCCACCGGAUCGGGCUUCCCCAACUCGUACCGGCAUCAUCCCAGCUCCAAGUCGGAGGGUUCCAAGGUGAAGCUUCACGAGGCCAACUGCCGUUCGCGCUCAGUGAAGGUUUCCACUGUGAAGCUCUUGGAGGGCUUGCGAGACGAGCCAAAGGAUGAGAUCGAGACGUCCUUCACCGAAUGGGAUCAGGACUCACCCAGUGGCCAAGCAGUGGAAACCUUAUCGCGCCUCAGGCAGGGUCUCUCCAUGUGGACCAACAGUCGUUUUGCCAUGGUGGACGGAACUGAUGCAGCGGAUUUAGGCCAGCAGCUUGGAGAAGGCGCUGGUACUUCCUGUAGCCUUCCCACGCGCCACGCCAGUCGCUUCAUCCCACUGAAGUCCGAGUGCGCGGAGUUCAGGACGGAACGAGUCCCGGAACGAGGAGCUCGGCACACAGACGUCACAGGUUCUGAAGCCAAGACGGAGUCUCUGGAAGAUCUGGAGGCCUCGUCCAUGGUGGAGGACGACACGCGGGAUCCGAGUGCGGACCAGUGGCACCAAAGCUAUCUCCAGCGGAUCAGGGAUUGGUUUUUUCGGGGGCAGACAGGGUGGUGA
Durusdinium trenchii is the source of this 4989-nucleotide messenger RNA. Lineage: Eukaryota; Dinophyceae; Suessiales; Symbiodiniaceae. The record is from the annotation of a GenBank genome assembly.